AUGGCAACCAGCUCUUCCUCCCAAAGGAUUGGAGUAGUAGGAUAUGGACAUCUAGGCCAGUACCUGGUGGAGAGGAUCCUUAAAGAUGGGGCUGCUCUCGGUCUAACUCUGGCUUUCGUUUGGAACAGAAAUUCUGAAAAGCUCAAAGGUUUAGUUCCUGAUGAGCUCAUACUUGCUGAUCUAUCAUCCUUUGCAAACAGGCCAUGUGACAUAAUUGUAGAGGUGUGCCACCCACAGAUAGUGAAAGAAUUUGGGCUUCACUUCCUGUCUCAGUGUCAUUUCAUGGUGGGCUCUCCCUCUGCCCUCUCCGAUCCUGAUCUGAACCAGGCACUGCGUCAGGCUGCUCAGCAGUGUGGUAGGACCCUUUACGUCCCCAGCGGUGCAUUAUGGGGAGGCCAGGACAUCCAGAGGCUGAAUGACAGUGGGACCUUGAAGGCUCUGUUUAUAAGAAUGUCCAAGCAUCCAUCCUGCUUCCGGCUGACGGGAGAUGUCCUCUCUGAUUGGACGGAAGGAGAGGGCCGACGUGUUUUAUUCAGAGGCUCAGUGGCAGAGUUGUGCCCACUUGCUCCGAACAACGUAAACACCAUGGCUGCGGCAGCAGUGGCAGCAGGAACACUUGGCUUUACUGGUGUUAAGGGAGAGAUUGUGUCUGACACAGCGUUAAGUGAUUAUCAUGUGGUGGAGGUGGAGGUGACUGGGCUUGGUGGCUUCUCAGUACACACAGUGAGGAGGAAUCCAGCUAAACUUGGAGCUGUAACUGGCAGUGCAACAUACAACUCUUUCUGGAAUAGUUUACUUGUUUGCAAAGGUCACGGUGGCCGAGUCUACUUGUGCUGA
Messenger RNA from Chelmon rostratus (copperband butterflyfish), 837 nucleotides. It is a transcript of the gene aspdh, whose product is annotated as aspartate dehydrogenase domain containing. The record is from RefSeq and is a predicted model, not a curated record. The coding region runs from base 1 to 837 and encodes 278 amino acids. Gene Ontology annotation, molecular function: L-aspartate dehydrogenase [NAD(P)+] activity; NADP binding. NCBI's taxonomy places the organism in Eukaryota, Metazoa, Chordata, Actinopteri, Chaetodontiformes, Chaetodontidae. Gene Ontology annotation, biological process: NAD+ biosynthetic process. The transcript has 7 exons.